CAGUCUUCAACAGUCCAAUUUUGAGGAAACAAAGCCCAAACCCAAACUUUUUAUGCCAAACCUAGUGCCUUUGAAAAUUCCAGAUGGAGAAAAAGUGGAUUUUGAUGAUAUUCACAGAAAACGUAUGGAAAAGGAUUUAACAGAACUUCAAACACUGAUUGUAGCUCACUUUGAGAGUCGCAAGAAGGAAGAAGAAGAAUUGUUGGCUUUGACCGAGCGCAUGGAGAAACGAAGAGCAGAACGAGCAGAGCAGCUAAGGAUUCGAACUGAAAGGGAGAAGGAGAGGCAGGCCAAAUUGGCAGAAGAACGUGCUCGCAAAGAAGAAGAGGAAAACAGGAGACGAGCUGAAGAAGAUAACAAGAAAAAAAAGGCACUAUCAAACAUGCUCCACUUUGGCGGCUAUCUUCAAAAGACUGAGAGAAGAGGAGGGAAAAAGCAGACAGAACGAGAGAAGAAAAAAAUGAUCUUGGCAGAAAGAAGAAAACCAUUAAACAUUGAGAAGUUGAAUGAAGAAAAGCUGGGAUUAGAAGCUCAGAAGCUGUACAACCAGAUAUACCAAUUGGAAGCUGAAAAGUUUGACCUCCAAGACAAAUUUAAGAAGCAGAAAUAUGUGAUUAAUGUAUUGAGGAACAGAGUUACAGACCACCAAAAGCUUAAAAGCUCCAAAGGACCCAGAGCUGGAAAAGGUAUUCUAGGAGGACGGUGGAAAUGAACAUUUUUAUCACAAAGAAAAAUGUUGCACACUGUGUAAACAUGAAAAUAAAUAAUGGAUAAAUGAAAAACACAGAAAACAUUUGUUCCUCUUAAUAAACAAAAAUAGUCCAAUUAAACAAUUUGUAUAUGA
This is a messenger RNA of Bufo gargarizans (Asiatic toad), 844 nucleotides long. Its product is annotated as troponin T, cardiac muscle isoforms-like. The transcript has 11 exons. Lineage: Eukaryota; Metazoa; Chordata; Amphibia; Anura; Bufonidae. Gene Ontology annotation, cellular component: troponin complex. The coding region runs from base 53 to 712 and encodes 219 amino acids. Gene Ontology annotation, molecular function: tropomyosin binding; troponin C binding; troponin I binding. The record is from RefSeq and is a predicted model, not a curated record. Gene Ontology annotation, biological process: cardiac muscle contraction; regulation of muscle contraction; sarcomere organization.